ACCGGGAGGCUUGUAAUUGUGAAAUUUGAGGCGUAGGUAGCGUAACAUGUAUGAAGGGUGCGAGCACGCAAACUGAAGCUCUGUAUUUAUCAUAUGUGGGAUUGAUCAUUCAUCAUUUUUCUAUUCAUCAUUAAUCACAAUCAACAUGGAUAAUGAGAAGCAAGCCAAGAUUGCUUCUUUUAUCGAAAUAGUUGGGGAAUCCACAGACAAGGCACGCCAGUUUCUUCAGGCAACAAACUGGCAGCUAGAUGAAGCAAUACAGCUAUUCUACGUAGGAAAUGAGGGUGGAGCUGGGACAUCUUCUGCUAAUAUACCUUUGGAAAGGAAGUCUCCUGGAUCUCCAUCAACUAACGACAGGGAAAAUGAUACUUCUGGUGAUUAUGUGCGCCCACCAUUACCUGUUAAGAGAGAAGCACUAUAUGAUGAUGUUUUCCAUUUGAGAGCACAACAACUAGCACAGCCAACCAAUCAACCCAAUUCUGUAGAUGCCUUUCGGAACUUUGAGGAUGAAGCUAAAUAUCGCUCUGUUUGGGCAUCUGAUCAGAAUGGAUCCUCUUCAGUGGAUGGGCCGAGAGAUAAUCUUGCAGCACUUUAUCGACCUCCUUUUGGAUUAAUGUUUCAAGGCAGUUUUGAGCAGGCAAAAAUUGAGGCUGCUGGACAGGGUAAAUGGCUGAUAGCAAAUGUGCAAUCAACAAAAGAGUUCAACUCUUAUAUGCUCAAUAGGGACACUUGGGCUAAUGAAGCUGUAAAGGAGACCAUUAGUACAAGCUUUAUUUUCUGGCAGGUAUAUGAUGAUACUGAAGAGGGAAGAAAGGUGUGCACCUACUAUCAUUUGACAAAAAUGCCAACGACUCUUGUCAUUGAUCCUAUCACUGGACAAAAAAUGCGAGGAUGGCAUAGCAUGAUUGAUCCAGAACGUUUAUUGGAGGACCUGAUACUCUACAUGGAUAAAGGUCCACUGGAGCGCCAUCCGAAACUUCCUCCUCAAAAACGACAAAGAGAAGUUGAUGAGAAGACUGCACCAAUUUUGCAAGAAAUCCUAGAACCAGAUGAUGAAGAACUUCGUCAAGCCUUGGCUGCCUCAUUAGAAGACAUAAAUCUGCCUGUGGUUGGAGCAAAUGAUUCCCAAACAUUAGAGAAGCAAUCAAAAGAUCAAUUACUACACAAUCAAGAGUUAACAGCUGCACCCUCUCAGAAACCCAAGCUGGAAUACCCAUCUCUUCCUGAAGAGCCACAAGGUCAAAAAGAAGUUGUUUGCAAGGUGGGUGUCCGUUUCCCUGAUGGCAAAAGGACUCAGAGGAGGUUUCUACGCUCUGAUCCAAUACAGUUACUUUGGUCCUUCUGUUGCUCUCAAGUUAAAGAAGCUGCAGAGGGCCGGCAAUUUAGAUUGGCACAUGCAGUUCCUGGUGCAUCAGAAGUUUUAGACUAUAAUAGCAAGUAUAGCUUUGGGGAAUCUGGAAUUUCUAAUUCGAUCAUUUCAAUGACAUGGGAAUGAAAUUUGAAUACCAUGACCAUAUUAUAUUUUUGGCCAUUUCCACUUCUUUUGUAAAUGCAAAAUUCUCAGCCUCCAAUACUCAAUUAUUUGUGGGUUAAUUUUGCUGAAAUAUCCUUAAGUUGAUCAUGUUUAACUGGAGGGUGGAGAAAUAUUCUGAUUCUAUAUAAUUUAUUGUAUCUAUUGCGUUGAAUGAAACUUGCUCUUUUGUACCCUCAAUCUGAGUUUUGCUAAUUAUGUAGUGGGAAUUCCCACCAAGGUCUACACUGUUUAACUGAGAUUAUAUUGCAUAUGAAUUUUGCAUUUCA
This is a messenger RNA of Cryptomeria japonica (Japanese cedar), 1800 nucleotides long. RefSeq names its product plant UBX domain-containing protein 7. The record is from RefSeq and is a predicted model, not a curated record. Gene Ontology annotation, molecular function: ubiquitin binding. Gene Ontology annotation, biological process: proteasome-mediated ubiquitin-dependent protein catabolic process. NCBI's taxonomy places the organism in Eukaryota, Viridiplantae, Streptophyta, Pinopsida, Cupressales, Cupressaceae. The coding region runs from base 146 to 1495 and encodes 449 amino acids. Gene Ontology annotation, cellular component: nucleus. The transcript has 10 exons.